Coffea arabica (coffee) is the source of this 5122-nucleotide messenger RNA. NCBI's taxonomy places the organism in Eukaryota, Viridiplantae, Streptophyta, Magnoliopsida, Gentianales, Rubiaceae. The record is from RefSeq and is a predicted model, not a curated record.
UGUUUUGCCAGAAGAAAGUUAAAAAAGAUUUGUAGCUGCACUGCAACUCCUCUUUAAUUAAGGAUAAGGUAGAGAUAGCCCAAGCAGAAGGCAGCAGCAGAUUGCUGGAUCAAGGAGAUCGUACCUGUGGAUGGCUGGAGCGCAUGCGUGGAUGGCGGAAAUUGUGUAUCGAGUGGUAGACUUGAUGAUGAAGGAAUCUGAGUUGCUGUCCGGUGUGGUAAGCGGCGAAGGAUUGGAGGGCCUGGGGUCAGAGCUGCAGCAGAUGGGUCGGUUGCUGAGGAGAUCGCCGGAGCAGCAGUGGCCGUCGCUGUGCAACUGGGAUGGAGACGUGGAAGAACUGGUGUACGAAGCGGAGGAUCUGGUUGACAAGCUGAUCUAUGAUGGGCUCAAGUUUGGAGAAACAGCGGAAUUAGGUGGCUUGGAGAAAUGGUGGCUGUUUAAGAAGUUGUGGUUGGAGUGGGUAAUGCCCAGAAUGACCAAGGAGGAGGAGUUAGUUGAUCUGACUCAACGGAUCCGCCUCGUCAACGGUCGAUUAUUAGCGAGAGCCGCUGCUCGUUAUCGAGACGGAAUGGCCAAAGCUGUUCCUGCCCUCCCCGGUCAACGGGAAGGAAAUGAUUUAAUUGAUGAUAAUGUUUGCAAGAUGGAUCAUGCUUGGAAAUCACCUUCCCCUCCUGUUGAAUCAGACGACCACUUGGAUGUUGACGCCAUUUGUUCGGAGGACCAAGAAGAUGAUUUCGUCGUUGUUGGCAGGGAAGACGAGCGGAGGGAGGUGAUUUCUAGCUUGCUGGCUACUGGUGACGCCUUCAAAAUUAUUGGGAUAUACGGAAUGGGUGGAAUCGGCAAGACAACUCUCGCCCAAAAGGUAUAUGGGGACUCCUCCGUCCGCCGCCAUUUUGAUUGCUUUGCCUGGGCUACGGUGGGGAAGGACUUCCGCACCAGAAGAAUUUUGGAAGAUUUGCUGCUGCAACAUGUCUGCCGAGCGAGGGAUGACAUGGCCCCAUUUUCAGACUUGGACUUGGCUCAGAAGCUUUACGAGUUCCUGCAGUCCAAGAGAUUCUUGAUUGUUUUGGAUGAUGUCUGGUCUGCCGAUGCUUGGGAGUGCCUCCGCAUUGCACUUCCGUCCCGAGAACCAACCGCCAGCAGAGUGCUGCUCACCACUCGGGACGACGGAGUUGCGGACAAGAUUGCUUCUUCAUCUGCCGACGACAAAGGAUUCGUUCACCGGAUGAGGUUUCUUAACCCAGACGAAGGCUGGGAGCUUCUCCGCAAGACGGCUAUCAGAGGUCACUCUUCUUCUGAUCCUAAGGUUGAUGCGGAACUGCGAGAGAUUGCGGAGGAUUUAGUAGAUCGCUGCCAAGGCUUGCCACUAGCCAUCAGGGUGAUGGCAGGGUUGUUGGCGUCAAAUCCUACACCGCACCAGUGGAAGGCGGUUCACCGCAGUAUUGUCUCCUAUCAAACCAUUGAUCAAGGUUCUCAAGUCUCUGCAAAAGUAAACCAGACUUUGGCUUUGUCAUACCACUUUUUACCAGAGUAUUUGAAGCCAUGCUUUCUCUACACGGCUGUGUUCCCUGAGGGUUUUGAGAUGGAUGUAGGGAGUUUAUGCCGAUUGUGGCUGGCUGAAGGCUUUAUAUCGUCAACCCAUGGGUCAAGCCAACAGUCAAUGGAGGACAUCGCACAGCAGUAUCUGAAUGAACUGGUGGCCAGAAAUCUGGUGUUGGUGCAGAAAAAAGAAUCCUCACCAUUUAGGAGUUUGAGAACCUGCCGUGUUCAUGACCUGUUGCGAGACUUGUGCUUACUGAAGGCAGAGGAGCAGAACUUCUGUGACUCCAUAAGCUUCAGACACACAAAUGACACCGGUCUAGCUUCUUCUUCCCCCAUUUUAACUACCAGAAUACAUAGACUUGCGUUGUCUUUUGAAGACGGGUGUGUGGUUCCCCACAAUUGGAAUACCAUUAAACAGCUUCGGUCCAUCUCAAUACAGUCCACAUCUGAUGAUCAUGGAUGUAUCUUAUCGCCGCACAUGUUAUCAGAAGUGAAGGACCUCUCGAGGCUUAGGGGGUUAUUUCUCUCUGGUUUUAACUACAAAGUAUUGAGGUUUCCCUCAGCGACACUGGAGUUAUUUCCGCGUCGGUUCUUGAGUAUGAGAAAUUUACCUAAAGUAUUAUCAGAUCUUACCAACCUUAAACGGCUUCGAGUUUUAUUUUUCAGUGGUUUUAACUUUGAUGUCACUAGGAUGCCCACUGGGAUUGAAAAGCUAUUCCGCUUGAGAUACUUGAGCAUUAGAGACUGUAAUAUCACGCGUUUGCCUCCAACUAUUGGCAGCUUGUUGAACUUGGAAACUCUUGACUUAGGGGAAGGCACUUGGAUUAGGAUGCUCAUACCCAGUGAGCUGCAGAAACUGAGCAGAUUGAGGCAUCUUUUUUUGCCUCGUAGCUAUCAGGUCGUCGAGGGUGGCAAAUUGCAAUUGGAUGGGUUGACAAAGCUGGAAACACUUGUUAACUUCGAUUCGAGGCAGUGUAGAGUGAAAGAUCUGUUUAAAUUAACAAAGCUUCGGAAGCUUGUUGCUACCAUGGAUGUGAAUUUUGAGGACCUGGAGGUGGUAAUUAACUGCAUGGAAACAAGCUUAAACUGCUUACGCUUUUCUUCACUCAUUGUCAGAACACAUGACUCUGGUAACCAUUUUGUUACUCACAAAUUAUUGCAGUGUGCCAAUCUUCACCUUUUGCAAAUAGAAGGUCAUAUAGGCAAGUUGCCUCUGAGAAUUUCUCAUAGCCUCACUGAAAUUUCUUUAAUUGGGUCUUUGCUUGAUGAUGAUCCGAUGGAAAAAUUGGAAAAGCUUCCAAACUUGUGGGUCCUUGCAUUGCACAACAAUGCCUUUCUGGGGAAGCACAUGACCUGUUCAGGCAUGGGUAUGCCGCAACUCAAAUAUUUAUCCAUCUCGAACUUGCGAAACUUGGAGAAUUUGAUGGUUAAAAGAGGGGGCAUGCCCAAGCUUUCUACUUUAGAGCUCGAAGGAUGUGAGUGUCUAAAGAAUCUGCCUGAAGGACUCAGUUUCCUCACGAGUCUCCGGGAAUUGACUGUUGCACAGAUGUCUCCAGAGUUCAUUGACCGGCUUUAUGAGAGUCAGGAGGAUUUUCGUAAAUUCCAGCAUGUACCUGUCAUUAGAAUGUGCUGGCCUUCUCAAAAACAAAAGAUUGUUCCCCUAGCAUGCAGACAUGGGCUUCAGGUGGCAGGACAAGAGCUUCACUGAGGUAAAAAAAUAUUUGGCAAAAGUCAAGCAUGCUACUGCCAUUAAAACCGGCUGUUGAUAAUUGAUUGUUUACUCGUAUCUGCCGAUCAGCUUCCAAGAAAUAGCAGCUUCCUGCAUUUUGUUUUUUUGGAUUUCAUGCCCUUUUCCCUGUUAAUGGGCCUUCUCAAAAAACUGAAGACAUUCCUCUACCUUGCAAAGUUGGGCAGCUGAUGUCGGGAGAAGAUAUUCAGAGAAACUUUAAAGCUGCAUCAAAGAUGAGUAGUGUUCACGGCAGUUUGCAUGCACUAAUGAAAGGAGAGGAAUGGUCCAAUUUUAACUAUUUUUAUUGUUUUAACUUGAACCAAUGUUACAAAGGUUAUCAAGCUCUUAGUAGUACUAGAGUAGAUUACAGUUGUCCUACUUAUAAUCAUUGAGUGGAACUUACCUUUUUCUUUCCACUAGUAAUGCAUGAAGCCAUGCAUAAUACAAGUUAAUUCAGGCUUUCAUAGCUUGCUUUCCAGUAAGCUGUAUAAAAGGUUAAGAUUUCAGGUGCUGGAUGUUUGUCUGUUGGGCAUGGAGCAAUACAUGAAUUAUGACAUUUCUUUGUUAUCACAGAAGGCCAAACCUGUCAAUUUAAUCCUUGUGGAAACCGUGUUUGAUGUCUGACUCGUGUGAAUUAUAAGGAGUUCCUGUUCAUCGAAAAGCUUUUUAGUGUACUCAUAGCAUGUCGCCAUUCACAAGACAACUUUGACUCUAAAGAUGCAAUUCAGUGAAAAACAUAGAACAAUCUCAUCCAUAAUGAAUCUGUUGAUUCUUAUGUUCCAUGUCCGAUAUGAUGCAGAAACCAAAUUUUUACUUAUAAGAUUUUCUAUAGGUGUUGGACACAAGUAGCAAUUGUCAUAACCUUGGAGAGAUUUUACAGGAAUUAAAGCCUCUGCAACUGUUCAGCCCAUUCAUCUACUCUAUCUUCAUAGUUUUCGUGAAGCUGUCCGAAUAGUUGAAGAUCAUCUUUAUUUAUUCCGCACCAGAAAAACUUGAGUAGUGAACAUUAGCAAUCAGAAAGACUCGCGUUGAUGAACGGCUCAAGCUUCACAGUCCUUUCUAAGGUCAAAUUCAAGAGCUCAGGUCUUGACUUACCUUCGUUAUCGGUUCCUUGAACAAUGAUUGUUAAAAGUCCUUGAUUCGCUUCAGAGCAGGAUGAACAGCAGUCCUUGACAGGUCAGGUAAUUGGCAGAGUUUAUAAACAACUUCAACAAAGAGAUUAUGGCACGCUCUUUAAAUCAAUAAGUCGAUAUCUGCAUAAUAUUGGCUUAGGUUCGUGGAUUGGCCAAGCAUCAAGUUUGAUAGGCUGAUCUCUUAGGAUUUCCAGAUUCCACGUUCAAGUUGUUUGUUUCUUUUGUGCACGUUGAUUGCUUAAUCAGCCUUGUGAAUGCGGGCGUGCCACAUGAUUUCUUCUGUCUUGUGUUUUUGCAAAUUGUUCCUCGUGCUUUGACGUUCGACUUUGAUGAAUUGGCUCAAAUUUCACAGUUGUUUCUAAGGUGGAGUUGGAUAGUUCGGGUUUGACUUAUUCCUUGGAACAUUAUUGACUUUAAAAAGUCCUUGAUUCAGCUUGAAACUAGUCCUUGAUUCAGCUUGAAACUAGUUCGGGUUUUGGACGUAGUCCCUGAACGGUACUGAUUUCAAGUCCUUGAUUCAGUUGAAGACAGGAUGGCACAAAUUUGCUACUAUACGUGGCGGUCUUAAUUAGUUUUCUUCGACGGAGUCUGUACUCACAUCUGAGUCCCCCUCUCCCAUUCCCUUAUAUUAGCUUAGAUUAAAUUAUAAGAAUCUUAUCGUUGCGAAAAAAAAAGGGUAUGUUAUGCUAGUCAGUUGGGAUUGGCACCCGUCCCAAAA